This is a messenger RNA of Emericellopsis atlantica, 1281 nucleotides long. RefSeq lists its product as uncharacterized. Gene Ontology annotation, biological process: fungal-type cell wall organization. Gene Ontology annotation, molecular function: structural constituent of cell wall. The transcript has 2 exons. The record is from RefSeq and is a predicted model, not a curated record. The coding region runs from base 278 to 1147 and encodes 289 amino acids. NCBI's taxonomy places the organism in Eukaryota, Fungi, Ascomycota, Sordariomycetes, Hypocreales, Bionectriaceae. Gene Ontology annotation, cellular component: fungal-type cell wall.
CAACCAUCGUCUGCGGCUCCAGUCACGGUCAGGCUCGUAUCACCACGGUCAGUGAUCAGAUCGAAUCCAGGAACCUGUCCUUGCUUAUCCUGCCGGAUGGUGGGUAAACAAGCAAGAGCCUGAUGGUGCGAGCAGCCAUUUAAGAUGCAGGUUUCCUCCCGCCCUCAAACGUCUUGCCUCUCCUCUCCUCCAACCGUUCUUUAACUGUCCAGUCGCUACACACGUGCACUUACACUCGCUCAUAUUUGCACUCAACCAGAAGCGAUCCACCACAAACAUGAUUGCCAACAUGCGUCUUGCCCUCGUGGGCGCCCUCGCCGGUUCUGCUGCCGCUCACCAGUACAGCAACACCACCAGCUCCGCCGUCAGUGACCACGUUACCUACACCACGGAGACCGUCACGGCCAUCACCACCUACUGCCCUGGUCCUACCACCAUCACCCACGGCACCAAGACCUACACCGUGACCGAGGAGACCACCCUCACCAUCACCGACUGCCCCUGCACCAUCACCACACCCGUCACUCCCCUGCCCACUCCCACCGGCCCUGCUGUGGACGAGUGCGCCGCCGCGUGCACCGAUGAUGCCUUCCGCAAGUGCCAGGUCACCCCAGGCUCCAACAAGUCGACCUGCGCCUCCAACUACGCCCAGUGCUUGGGCUUCAACCCCUUCAACAACAACGGUACUCUGGUCGAGCCCACCGCCUGCUCCGGCACCCCCAUCUACACCACCGAGACCGUCACCACCCUCACCACCUACUGCCCUGAGCCUACCACCUUCACUCACGGCACCAACACCUACACUGUCACCGAGCCCACCACGCUCACCAUCACUGACUGCCCCUGCACCAUCACGCACUCUGUCGAGCCUGUGCCCACCACGCAGCCUGAGCAGCCUCAGCAGCCUGAGCCCACCACGCAGCCUGAGCAGCCUCAGCAGCCUGAGCCUACCACUCAGCCUCCCGCUGGCCAGCCCGAGACCACUGUCCAGCCUCCCGCUGAGCAGCCCGAGAGCACCACUUCGGUGCCGCCCGUCGAGAUGCCCAGCACCACCCCCGGUGCGCCCGCGCCCGUCCCCGGCGCGGCCAACAAGGUCGGCGGCUCGGCUGCGGCUCUCCUCCUCGCUGGUGUCGUUGCCCUGUUGUAAGGCGGUCGGCCGAGAGGACAUGAGAGAAGGAGUGGUUUUUUUUUAAUUGAUCAUUCGUUGGCGGAAAGAUAUUUCACUUCUGAUAGAUGAUAAUGAGUUUAAUGAGAUGAUUCCCACUCUAUGAGUACAUGUUC